AUGGUCCGCUUCACUGGCGGCCUGCUACUGUUCACGGCUUGGGCAGCAGCAGCGCCUGCGGAAACUCCUUCACAGCAUGAUCAAACACAGAAGGUCUUAGCAAAGCCGUCCAAGCCGCAGCCUUCUCUACGGCCGCUGCAGGGGAAGUUCCUUCAUAUAACAGACAUUCAUCCCGACCCAUUUUACCUAGAGCAUUCCGACCCUGGCGAGGUGUGUCAUCGAGGCAAAGGCGAUGCGGGAUACUAUGGCGCAGAAGUAACAAGUUGCGACACACCAUUUACACUGGUAAACGCGACGUUUCGGUGGAUCAAAGAGCACUUGAAGGAUCAAGUCGAUUUCGUGAUUUGGACGGGGGAUUCGGCGCGACAUGACAACGACGAUAAUAUCCCUCGAAACGACAAGUCCGUCAUCCAACUGAAUCAGUUUAUUGUGGACAAGUUCGUGGAGGUGUUUGGCAAGACCGAUAACGUCGAUGACCCAGACCCGACCAAUGAUUUUGUUGUCCCAAUUAUCCCUACCUUUGGAAACAACGACAUACUCCCACACAACAUUUUUCUGCCUGGUCCGAACAAAUGGACGCGAUCAUACAGCGAGAUAUGGGAAAAGUUCGUCCCUCAGGCGCAGCGGCACUCAUUCGCAAGAGGAGGAUGGUUCUUCACAGAAGUCAUACCCAACAAGCUGGCCGUCUUUAGUCUCAACACCUUGUACUUUUUCGACUCCAAUUCGGCUGUCGACGGCUGUGACUCGAAAAGCGACCCAGGUUACGAGCAUAUGGAAUGGCUGCGGGUCCAGUUGCAAUUUUUGAGGCAACGGGGCAUGAAAGCUAUAUUGAUAGGCCAUGUUCCCCCGGCAAGAACCGAGAGCAAACAGAGCUGGGACGAAAGUUGCUAUCAGAAGUAUACCUUGUGGCUGCGGCAGUAUCGGGACGUGAUUAUCUCAUCCAUGUUUGGACAUAUGAAUGUGGAUCAUUUCAUGUUUCAAGACGCCAAGGACUUGAUUUACAAAUUCAAAAUUGAGGGCGUCGAUGAUGAAUUCGAACGCACGAACGCAGAUUUAUCCGACUCAAACAAUGACACGUUCACCAUCUCUGCAAAAAGUCAAUAUUUGAAGGAAUUGCGGAAUAAGUGGUCCAAUCUACCUACACCCCCUCCCGGGCAUUCAUAUCUUACGCCUGAGGGAGUCGACUCUUCCGAGCUCGUUGAGAUCGAAAAGAAGAAGAAGAAGGAGGGCAAGAAGAAGAAAGGUGGCAAAAAGAAACAAACCGAGCAAUUCCUCAAGGAUAUUGGAGGACCAUGGGGAGAGAGAUUCAGCGUCAGUUUGGACUCACCCAGCGUCGUGCCCAACUUCUUUCCCACACUACGAAUUUUCGAAUACAACAUCACGGGAAUGGAACACGAUCAUCCGGCUUUUAGUCCGACAGGGAUUCCGGGAGAAGCGUCCGAAGUAGAACUCGAGCCAUACCCUGAUGGUGAAGACGCUCUUAUUGAUGUGGCCGACCGCGAUGACGACCGUGACUUCGAUCUUGAUCACUUCGAAGACGAUUCAGACGACUUGCACGACCUCAAGAAGAAAAGGAAAAAGGGCAAGAAAAAGAAGAAGAAGAAUCGCAAGAAGAAGCCCAAGUUUCCUGUUCCUAAACCUCCUUCCGCCACAUCGCCGCCAGGCCCAGGCUACUCCCCUCAGCCGCUGUCUCUGAUAUCUUACACGCAAUACUAUGCCAAUCUAACCGAGAUUCACCAACGAAUGCAUCAGGACAAGACACUGAAAAGAGACCCCUACAAGUAUUUCCACUACGAAUUUCUCUACAACACCAAAAAUGAUAGUUAUUACCACAUGCCAGAUCUGACUGUGCGGUCAUAUCUGGAUCUUGCGGAGAGGAUAGGAAGGGACACGCUUCCUCGCGCUGACCAGCCGCAGUCUGAGUCCGAUAUUGCGGAGCAAUCGGAUAUAAAAGCUUCUCGGAAUGGAAAUGGUAAGAAGGAAAAGAAGCAGAAGAAGAUAAAAAAUCACCUCUGGAAGGUUUUUGUUAAGCGGGCUUUUGUCUACACUAAGCCGGACGAGGAGAUUGAUCAAGAUUUUGGAGAUUGA
This is a messenger RNA of Exophiala dermatitidis NIH/UT8656, 2088 nucleotides long. RefSeq names its product endopolyphosphatase. Gene Ontology annotation, cellular component: fungal-type vacuole; membrane. NCBI's taxonomy places the organism in Eukaryota, Fungi, Ascomycota, Eurotiomycetes, Chaetothyriales, Herpotrichiellaceae. Gene Ontology annotation, molecular function: exopolyphosphatase activity; endopolyphosphatase activity. The transcript is spliced from 2 exons. The record is from RefSeq and is a predicted model, not a curated record. Gene Ontology annotation, biological process: polyphosphate catabolic process. Bases 1 to 2088 code for a protein of 695 amino acids.